UGUGUGUGCGCGCGCGCGCGCUGUACGAAAGCAGCCUGUAUGCAAGCGCGCCUACUUCUGCCUCGUUGACACACGGGCGUGCUAUUUUAAAGUGCAACACUGACAAAACCGUUGCUAUUUAGCAAAAAUUUAAUUCAGCAAACAGUAACUCCAAGUCCACGUUGAAUUCACACGGACUAUUUAGUUAUAGCUGCAUGAGGGAAAACCGAGUGAUGGCAAUGUUUCUGACCAAGGAGAUAAUCUUGAUCUUUCUUUUCCUGGGCAGUGCAGCCUCUCUACAAGUGAGCAUUAUGCCUGCACAAGGAGAAGUAAGCGUCGGAGAGUCCAAGUUUUUCUUGUGUGAAGUUGUCGGUGCAGUGAAGAGAAUCGACUGGUUCUCACCGAGCGGCGAGAAGAUUGAAUCCAGUAGGCAGGACAUCACAGUGAUCCGCAAUGACGAGACAUCCUCUACGCUCACUAUCUACAAUGCUAUCAUUGACAAUGCCGGCACGUACAAGUGUGUAGCCACCAGCGGAGACCAGCAGGCUGAGGCCACAGUGAACGUGAAAAUAUACCAAAAGAUUACCUUCAAAAAUGUUACAUCACCCCAGGAGUUUACUGAGGGGGACGACGCCAUCAUCGUAUGUGAUGUGAUUAGCUCCCCACCACCCACUAUCAUGUGGAAACACAAAAGGGCAAAAAUCCAGUUUGACAAAGAUGUUCGGUUCAAGAAUUUGGACAAUAACCACCUGCAGAUCAGAGGGAUCAGAAAGGCAGAUGAAGGAGUGUACACCUGUGAGGCCCGCAUUAUGGCUCGAGGAGAGAUUGAUUUCCGUGAUAUCAGAGUUGUAGUAAACGUUGUUCCCACUAUCAGAGUGCGACAAGCUGAGGUGAACGCCACCGCAGACAUAAGCCACUCUGCCAUGCUGGCCUGUGAUGCAGACGGCUUCCCUGAACCUACAAUCACAUGGAUGCGCUCUCUCCGGCGUGAGGUUCUUCUGGAGAGCGGGGAUAAGUACAGCUUCAAUGAAGAUGGCUCAGAGAUCACAAUAAUGGAUGUGAAGAAGCUAGAUGAAGGAGAUUACACCUGCAUUGCCAGAAACAAAGCUGGGAUGAGUGAAGAAGAAGUCGGACUCAGAGUUUUUGUGAAACCCAAAAUCACAUACUUGGAAAACCAAACCACUACGGAGAUGGAGGAGCAGAUCAGGUUGACGUGUGAAGCCACAGGAGACCCGACACCCAGCAUCACGUGGAGCUUCGGUACGCACGUAUUUGCCGAGGGAGAACAGGAGCAUCUAAAGAGGAUUUAUCAGGCAUCUUGGACUCGACCUGAACAACACAAGAGUGAAGACGGGAGUGUGGUGGUGCGCAGUGACGCCCGUGUCUCUUCUCUGACACUAAAGUACGUACAGUACACCGACGCUGGACAGUAUCUCUGCACGGCUAGCAACGCUGUAGGCCAGACCUCCCAGUCCACGUUCCUUGAAGUGCGCUACGCACCAAAGAUCCUGGGCUCAGUAGCAGUCUACACGUGGGAGGGGAAUCCUGCCAACAUCAGCUGCGAGAUCCUGGCUCACCCGAGUGAUGUGUCUAUCAUAUGGCUGCGAGAUGGACUCCAGCUACCCAACGCCAACUCCACCAACGUCAAAAUCUAUACAACCCCCACUGCCAGCUACCUGCAGGUUAACCCGGACUCCCAGAAUGACUUUGGCAGCUAUAACUGCACCGCUUCUAAUGAGAUCGGGACCGAGUCCAAAGAGUUCAUCCUGAUUCAGGCUGAUGUUCCCUCGGCUCCGACCAUCACUCAGGUGAAUCCCUACUCAAGCACGGCUGAGGUACUGUUUGAUGAACCUGAAGCUUCUGGAGGAGUUCCCGUGCUCAAGUACCAUGCCGAGUGGAGGGUAGGGAACAAAAACAAAUGGGUCCAGCGCAUCUAUGAAGUCCGAGAGGGGCUGAGUGCGGUCACAAUCACGGGCUUAAAACCAGACACGAAGUAUGAAGUCAAGAUGUCUGCUAUCAACGGCAAGGGAGAAGGCGAGAGCAGCUCUAUAGUUGCCUUCAAGACAGAACCUGUUCGGGAGCCCAGUCCCCCUAAACUGGAGGGAGCCAUACAGUCAAAAGGCAAUGUACUUAAAGUCAAGUGGAUCAAGCAGGAUGACGGAGGCUCGCCCAUCACACACUACCUCAUCCGGUACAAAGCUAGAGAGGACUUGGCCUGGAAAGACGAGGUCCGUGUCCCGAGCACAAGUGGACACAUCCUCCUAAGCGGCCUGGACUGGAACACUGAGUAUGACGUGACGGUGGUGGCCGAGAACCAGCAGGGCAAGUCACAACCUGGCUUGUUGAACUUUCGCACGUCCUCUGAGCCCUCCACCACUCCAGACUACGUGGAGGAUGGCCCAGGCCUAAGUACAGGGCUGAUUGUUGGGAUCCUCAUCCUGGUGUGUGUGGUCCUGUUGUUGGCCGUGGACGCCACCUGCUGCUUCGUCAACAAGUGUGGCUUGCUAAUGUGUCUCUGUGCCAAAUCCGGGACCAGUCCAAAGGGCAAGGAUGUAGAGGCAGGAAAGGCUGCAUUUGUGAAGGACGAUUCCAAAGAGCCCAUUGUAGAAACGAGGAAAAAGGAUGGGCUCACAGCCAACCAUGAUGUAGGGGGACACACCGAGCCAAAUGAGACCACGCCCCUUACUGAGCCAGAGCGACAAACAGAAGUCGCGUCUACUGUGGUGGAUUUGCCCCUGUCCUUGGCCACCAACUCAGACACAGUCACUGACACAUUUGACCUCAGUCAGAGCAGCCCUGUUAGUGAGAGCACCACUCUCACCUCCAGCCUCACAGCUCCUCCUUCUGAGCCCAAAUCCACCCCUAAAACGUCCUCCCAGCCCUUAGACACUUCACUCCUCUCAUCUGAGCCUCCCUUAGUCGAUCUGGCUGAUUCUCAGACCAGUAUCCAAUCAGCUGGUCAAAUUAAAUCUGCAGAAAUCGACACUCAGGCUCCACCUUCUCUUGCUCAUAGCACAGAGAAGGAAGCCCGAGAUCUGGACGCAGAGCCAAUGCUUUUAGGAAGUCCACAGCCCAGAACGAUUGUCACUAAUCCACAGAUCAGUGGUGUUCAUCCCUCCUCAGAGGAUCUUGAGCUCCAAAUAGAUGGAGAUGCCUCACUAACACAUUUCCCACAGGAUGGCUUACACUCUCUGGCUACAGCUGCCUCUACUGACCCAUCGACUCCACAAAACGAAAAAGUCCUAGAGGAGGAGGAGGAGAUUAGAGAUGAGGAAGACGAGCUGAAGAAGGUCCAGCAGGAAGAACUGGCAGAACCAAAUGCGAUAUGGCAAGCAAACGCCUCUGAGAUUAAGGCAUGAUCCGGCAAGCCCAAAGACGAAAGCGGCAACGUCACGAUGAACACGCAAAUGUUCUUUCUACAGUGCCCUUAAUGAUCUUUUGUUUCUGAAACAACAAAGCGUAUCAGAAGCUUGUUCAUUUUUAAGACUGAAAUCUGGUGUACAUAAUGUAUGUAUGCCUUUUUCCAUUUUGUGUUCGUUUCUGUUAAAUGAAGUAAAACCUCAAAGCAUCUUUGUUGCUCUUUUCCUUGAGUUGGCUGCAAAUUCCAAGUUUGAUAUUUUUAAUAGAGGGUGUUUAUGAAAAACAGGCAUCUUGCAUUCAGGUGAAUCACAGCACAUAUUUGCUAAUAGUCCAGAUUAUAUUUUUAUUUUAUUUGCAUAUUACUUUGUUUAAAUGGAAAUGAUUACUCCUAUUUUUUAAUCUACGUCUUCUGAGGGCUAGUCUUGUUUAAUAGUUUGAUUGCAAAUCUUGUUUACAUUCUGGUUUUGUUUCUUGUUUGUAUUUGUUUGUUAACCAUUGUGUUUGAAGAUGUAAUGUAAAACCCACUGUACUACAUAUAAUGCAGUGAAACGCUAUGAAUGAGUGGUCUUCUAAUCACCAGAUUCAUUUAUAUUGUUAUUUCACAGCUACAUGUUUAUUAUUGUUAUUCUUAAUACUUCUCUGACAAGUGGGAUUUUAUUUAUUUAUUUUUUUUCCAAAACAUACUAGCGCAAAUUCUAAUUUAAGUGAAAUCUGACCAUUUUUAUACCGUGUACCUCUGGGUGAAACAUUUGUAUUACACAGCUGACUGCAAGCUUGUGCACUGUGUUUGUGUAUUCUGUAAGUUUUUGAGAAUAUCUGCAUAGCUUAAUGGCUAAAGGUGGCUGAUUUUACUUUGGUAUAGCAUUAUGUAAACUGACAUCUGUCUGUGUAAAAGAGGAUCAAUAUGACACUCCUAUCAUUUAAAGUGUUCUUGAUUCUCCACUACCAAUUGCAUGAGUGUCUGCUAGCCCAUCACCAAUGUUCCAAGAAAAGUGUAGGGCACAGAUGGCAGAUUUGAUCUAUAUGUGCAUGCCCAGAGCUGUGUGUAGGUUGACUUUUGGUGUUCAGCGUGCUAUAUAUUUCCAUCCAACAGCAGAUAUUCAGUCUCUGGGGUACAAAUAAGAAAAGUGUAACUAUCCGUGCUCAAGGUAUAUAUUUAUUAUUAAUUUCCCCACUUUCAAUAUACUCAAAGCCAGUCUAACCAAACAGUGUACCUUGUGUUUCUGAGAUGGAGUCUAAUGGGGAAGUAAUGUGGGACAGUGAGUAAAACUGUGCUUUAAUCUGUUAUGCUUAAGAAAAAAAAAAAAAAAAAAAAAACAUGUUAUAAGUUGUGUUCUUCUAACACAUUUUGAUUAAACUAAUCAAAAUG
Molecule: messenger RNA, 4708 nt
Organism: Ictalurus punctatus (channel catfish)
Lineage: Eukaryota; Metazoa; Chordata; Actinopteri; Siluriformes; Ictaluridae
Gene: ncam1b
Product: neural cell adhesion molecule 1b
Exons: 21
Coding region: 195-3338 (1047 amino acids)
Biological process (GO): cell adhesion
Cellular component (GO): membrane
Molecular function (GO): protein binding
Source: RefSeq, a predicted model, not a curated record